UCGGGAUCGACAUUCACAUAGAUAGACACUUCCGUUGGUGUAUGAAACAUCACAUUUUUAUUGUUUUAGAGAAGCCGGGUAUUUAUGUUGAAAAAUUGGUUUGAUUUUGUAAAGAAUUCAACAUGAAGAUGAAUAUCACUUCCGCAGCGGGGGUGAUCUCUCUUUUAGAUGAACCAGAGCCACAGUUAAAGGCCUUUGCUCUUGAAAAGUUGAACAACAUCGUAGAUGUCUUUUGGGCUGAAAUCUCGGAAAAUGUAGAUAAAAUAGAAGUAUUAUAUGAAGAUGCAUCAUUUAAGAAUAGUGAACUUGCUGCAUUGGUGGCCUCCAAGGUGUAUUAUCAUUUGGGAGCAUUUGAAGAGUCCUUGACCUUUGCCCUGGGUGCAGGCUCUCUCUUCAAAGUCAAUGACACAUCAGAAUAUGUUGAAACUAUCAUAGCCAAAUGUAUAGACUUCUACACCAAGCAGCGUGUCAAGAACAUUGAUGGCAGCGAGGACCAGAAGAAGGAAAUUGACCCACGAUUGGAGGCCAUCGUCAACAGGAUGUUCCAACGGUGCUUUGAUGACAAACAGUAUAAACAGGCUGUUGGUAUAUCACUAGAAACCAGAAGAAUAGAUGUUUUUGAGAGGGCCAUAUUGGAAAGUGAGGAUGUGAAUGCUAUGUUGCUGUACAGUCUUACCGUCUGCAUGUCCUUGAUUCAGAACCGUCACUUCAGAAACACAGUUCUUCAAUUGCUGACCAAGCUCUACAUGGGAUUGGAGACCCCAGACUAUAUCAAUGUUUGUCAGUGCUACAUUUUCUUGGAUGAUGCUCAGGCAGUGGCAGACAUAUUGGAGAAACUACUGAAGGGGAGCCAGGACAAUGUCUUGAUGGCAUACCAGAUUGCCUUUGACAUGUACGAAAGUGCCACACAGCAGUUCUUACUGCGAGUACAGAAUGCUCUCAGGUCAACAGUCCCCCUUCCCGAAACCGACCUCAGAAAAUCAACAGAUAUAAAGGAGGAACCAAGCUCAGAUGAAGGAAAGGAAAAAAUGGACACAGAGUCCAUGGAGGCCCCUUCAUCACAGACUCCGGCAGUGUCUUCUUCCAAACUGCAGACAGAGGAAGAAAAAAUGUUGACAGACAGGAUGAAGAAUCUCCACACUAUUCUGGGAGGGGAGGUGACCAUUGGACUUCAUUUACAGUUCCUUAUCAGAAAUAACAAAACAGACACCCUGAUACUGAAAAAUACAAAGGAGGCAGUAAGGAAUUCUGUUUGUCAUUCAGCAACAGUCAUAUCUAACUCUCUUAUGCACUGUGGAACAACGUGUGAUCAAUUUCUAAGAGAUAAUUUGGAAUGGUUAGCUAGAGCUACGAAUUGGGCAAAAUUUUCAGCAACAGCUAGUUUAGGCGUAAUUCAUAAGGGUCAUGAAAAGGAAGCACUAAAUCUCAUGUCUACUUAUUUACCGAAAGAUUCCGGUCCCGGGUCAGCAUACUCAGAAGGAGGGGGACUAUUUGCUUUAGGUUUAAUACAUGCGAAUCAUGGAGGGGAGAUAACUGAUUAUUUACUGAACCAGUUAAAAGAUGCCUCCACUGAUAUGGUCAGACAUGGUGGCUGUCUCGGUUUGGGUUUGGCUGCCAUGGGAACAGCAAGACAAGAUAUUUAUGAACAACUUAAGUUUAACCUCUACCAAGAUGAUGCUGUUACAGGUGAAGCAGCUGGCAUUGCUAUGGGACUGGUCAUGUUGGGUACCAAACAGUCCACAGCCAUUGAGGACAUGGUGGCUUAUGCCAAGGAAACUCAGCAUGAGAAGAUCCUGCGAGGUCUAGCCUUGGGGAUUGCCUUGACGAUGUAUGGCCGGCUUGAGGAGGCAGAUGCUCUGAUUGAAAGCCUGUGUAUGGACAAGGACCCCAUCCUUAGGUGGUCAGGCAUGUUCACCAUCGCCAUGGCAUACUGUGGUUCAGGAAGUAAUCAAGCCAUUCGCAAACUCCUACAUGUUGCAGUCAGUGACGUAAAUGAUGAUGUGAGAAGAGUGGCAGUCACCUCCCUUGGGUUCCUAUUAUUCAGAACCCCUGAGCAAUGCCCUCAAGUGGUAUCCUUGCUGUCGGAGAGCUACAACCCACAUGUACGAUUUGGGGCAGCCAUGGCCUUGGGAAUUGCUUGUGCUGGAACAGGUCUUAAGGAAGCCAUCAGUUUGUUGGAACCCAUGACCAAUGACCCUGUGAACUAUGUUCGUCAAGGUGCUCUGAUUGCAUCUGCCUUGGUGUUAGUUCAACAGAAUGAAAAUACCUGUCCAAAGGUCUCUCACUACAGAAGCCUUUAUUCAAAAAUCAUUAGUGACAAACAUGAUGAUGUUAUGGCAAAGUUUGGUGCAAUCUUGGCUCAAGGAAUUAUAGAUGCAGGAGGACGUAACAUGACAAUUUCACUGCAGUCUCGCACUGGCCACAUGAACAUGGAGGCAGUGGUGGGCAUGCUGGUGUUCACACAGUUUUGGUUCUGGUAUCCCCUGACACAUUUCCUGUCAAUGGCCUUCACUCCAACCUGUCUGGUGGGUCUCAACGAGGACCUCAAGAUGCCAAAGUUGGAGUUCCGUUCUAAUGCCAAGGCCUCACAAUAUGCCUAUGUUCCGCCCCUUGAGGACAAGAAGGAGAAAACAAAAGAGAAAGUACUGACUGCAGUUCUUAGCAUCACUGCCAAACAGAAGAAGAAGGAGGCUGAAAAGAAGAAAGAUGAAGAGAAGAUGGAUGUGGAUGAUGAAAAGAAAGAUAAAGAGGAUGAAAAGAUGGAAACAGAGGAAGGAGAAAAAGAAAAACAAGAUAAAGAGAAAUUGGAGAAAGAACCAGAGGCAAAUUUCCAAAUAUUAAACAAUCCAGCCAGAGUGAUGAAAGCUCAGCUGAAGGUUUUGGUGAUGCCAGAGGGAAGCAAGUACUCAGCUGUCAAAGAUGUUUCGCAUGGCGGCAUCAUUUUGUUAAGGAACAGCAAGCCAGGAGAACAAGAGGAAAUUAUUGAGCCAGUUGCAGCUGGAGGACCAAAGAUUGAAGAGGAGGAAGAACCUGAACCUCCGGAGCCAUUUGAAUGGACUGAGGAUUGAGGAGACAGGAUUAUAUAGAUGUGAAUUGAUUGUGUACCCAACAACAGCUGUAUCACAAGUGUGUAAAAGUGAACAAUGACAUUAGUGACUGUUUUCAGAAGGUGUGGCCUUCAUCAACAUGAUAGAUACAAGAGACUGGGUUUAUACCAACAUGAUAUAUAUACAUUUUUGUGAAAUUUAAACAAAAUCGAAAAUCAUAAUAAAUUAUGUCAAAGAAA
Ostrea edulis (European flat oyster) is the source of this 3286-nucleotide messenger RNA. RefSeq names its product 26S proteasome non-ATPase regulatory subunit 1-like. The transcript is spliced from 31 exons. The record is from RefSeq and is a predicted model, not a curated record. NCBI's taxonomy places the organism in Eukaryota, Metazoa, Mollusca, Bivalvia, Ostreida, Ostreidae. Gene Ontology annotation, biological process: proteasome-mediated ubiquitin-dependent protein catabolic process; regulation of protein catabolic process. Gene Ontology annotation, cellular component: proteasome regulatory particle, base subcomplex; proteasome storage granule; proteasome complex. Gene Ontology annotation, molecular function: enzyme regulator activity. The coding region runs from base 123 to 3068 and encodes 981 amino acids.